UUCCCCCAACUGGCCUCUGGACCAUGGGCACCACUUGUGCCUAAGGAGACUGGGUCAGGCCCCGGGAGGCAAGUCCCUGCAGGAGCCUGGCGCUGGGCUCGAUCCUACGACUCCCUCCCCUGGAGUCUGAGCCCACGUGGCUCUGGCCGCAGAGGAUUCCAGCCAUUUGCUGCCCCCUAGCGUUGGACAGGGGCCUAGCUCCUGCCUCGGGAAGCGCUGAGCGUCAACUCGGUGCCGCUGCAGCAAGGGGUAGCGGAAUAUAUUUAGCCGUGUGGUUGCCUCUGUCUUUAAAAAUGCCCCGCAGUGGCUCCUUCCCCCAACGCUUGCCCUGCAGAGAAGGAGCUUUUUGCAUCCUCCUGGCGUGGAGCUGGAAUGGAUCCUCGUGGAUGCCAGGCUCUGGGAUCCCUUUUCGUUCCAAAGUAACAACUCCCUCCUCUUCCUCCUGCUCCUCCAGCAUCCCGCCCGCCCCGAUCCGCAGGGGAAUGCAACAGAAGCGUUAGGAGGAGUUUGGAGAACUGAGGUUGCACCACCCCGGGAAGCGAGGCACAGAUCUCUCUCUCUCUCUCUCUCUCUCUCUCAGCCGUGCCACCCACUGAAUGCAAAGUUUGAGCAUCCGAGGAGCUGGUACUUUCCGCCCCUCCCUCUGCCUUAGAGCUGGAUUUUCCUUUCUGCAUCCUGGACUGGGAAGGGAGGGGAGGAUGGACGUGAAAUUUGCAAGCGGUCUCUUGUUGCAUCCGUCCGGCCAACUCCUGCAUCCUCAGCCGAGGCAUCUUCUUGGAUGAAGGCGAGCAAAGGGUACCCCAUGCUCUUCCUUUCCAUUUGCUCCCCCCAUCGCUUCCCGGGAGACUUGCCCUUGUGGGGUGGGCUGGAAGCGGGGGGUGGCUGAAACACAACCUCCUGGCUGGGGACUUGACUGGGGCUGAGUGGAGGAGGAAGAAACUCUUUGCAGUGCAAGAGAAGGCGGGGGGGGGGCAUGCCCGGCGUCCCUUCCACAGUGGAGCCAUCCUCCAUGGAGCCCGGACCCUUUUAAAAUGACUUUCCCUGAUCUGAUCAAUGCCAGCUCGAAUGGGAACCGGACGGGACAAGGCAGCGCUAACCGGUCCUGGAGGGAGUGGGGGCUGCCGGGGGAGGACGCGGAGACCAAUGGCACCUCCCUGCCUUUGGCCCUGGAUCUCCAGGCGGUGGGCGUGGGGGUCUUCCUGGCCCUCUUCAUCCUGUCGGCCAUCGUGGGCAACAUCCUGGUCAUCCUCUCGGUGGCCUGCAACCGGCACCUGCAGACGGUCACCAACUACUUCAUCGUCAACCUGGCCAUCGCGGACCUGCUGCUCAGCACCACCGUGCUGCCCUUCUCGGCCACCCUGGAGGUGCUGGGCUCGUGGGCUUUCGGGCGCAUCUUCUGCGACAUCUGGGCGGCGGUGGAUGUCCUGUGCUGCUCCGCCUCCAUCAUGAGCCUGUGCAUCAUCUCGGUGGACAGGUACAUCGGGGUCAAGUACUCCCUCAAGUACCCCACCAUCAUGACCGAGAGGAAGGCGGUGGUCAUCCUGGGGGUGGUCUGGUUCUCCUCGAUGGUCAUCUCCAUCGGGCCCCUGCUGGGAUGGAAGGAGCCGCCUCCCCCGGACGAGAGCAUCUGCAGCAUCACCGAGGAGCCGGGUUAUGCCCUCUUCUCCUCCCUCUUGUCCUUCUACCUGCCCCUUAUGGUCAUCCUGGUGAUGUACUUCAGGAUCUACGUGGUGGCCCGGCGGACCACCAAGAGCCUGGAGGCGGGGGUCAAGAAGGAGCGGGGCAAGUCCAUGGAAGUGGUGCUCCGGAUCCACUGCCGCAGCGUGGUGGGGGACUCGCUCUCCAGCGCCAGGAGCAAAGGGCACAACUUCAGGAGCUCGCUUUCCCUGCGCCUCCUGAAGUUUUCCCGGGAGAAGAAAGCGGCCAAGACCCUGGCCAUCGUCGUGGGGGUUUUCAUCCUCUGCUGGUUCCCUUUCUUCUUCGUCCUGCCUCUCGGUAAGUGA
Molecule: messenger RNA, 2003 nt
Organism: Chelonoidis abingdonii (Abingdon island giant tortoise)
Lineage: Eukaryota; Metazoa; Chordata; Testudines; Testudinidae
Gene: ADRA1D
Product: adrenoceptor alpha 1D
Biological process (GO): positive regulation of vasoconstriction; cell-cell signaling; adenylate cyclase-activating adrenergic receptor signaling pathway
Cellular component (GO): plasma membrane
Molecular function (GO): alpha1-adrenergic receptor activity
Source: RefSeq, a predicted model, not a curated record